Molecule: messenger RNA, 2791 nt
Organism: Sphaerulina musiva SO2202
Lineage: Eukaryota; Fungi; Ascomycota; Dothideomycetes; Mycosphaerellales; Mycosphaerellaceae
Exons: 1
Coding region: 792-2444 (550 amino acids)
Source: RefSeq, a predicted model, not a curated record
UGUCCCUUACCCUGCCUCCAGAACUGCUGCUACUUGCUACUUGCUACUUGCUACUUGCUACUUGCUACCUCCUACACUUGACAACGCUCGUCUCAUCCUCCAUCUGUAACCUGGGGCCCAUGCACGGCCUUAUUAUGACGAUAAUUGCCUCCCGUCUCUAAGAGUCUAAAACAUUAUCUUUGUUAUUACUGCACACUGCACCGGCUCCGAGAGUCAUCCACCAGCCUGGUCCCAGUCUCACUCCCGGUCCUGGUCCCGGUCCCUGCGCGGCCUGUACCCUGAAGACUAAAAGAGUGACGAUAUCAUCGCUGUGAAGCAGCUGUUGAAGACUGAAGUGUUGAUGAGCUGUCCGACCGCUGAAUUUUAAUCAUCGUCGAAGAAGCAGUUCGUCCAUCUUCUUCUACUGCCACACUCUGACUUCUACCGCUCCGCUCCGCCCCGCUCUCCUCCUCCUUCGUCACGAGCUCGACCAUCGACCGACCGACCUCAGCCAACAACACUAAAGCACGCAGCCCCAGCGCCCAGCGCCAUCGCCUGAUUUUCCGAGACAUCUGUCGACACCCCUGCGAACCCAUCGAGUGUGUCUCGUCCAAAUGCAGGUUUAAGCCCGGGGGUCUGGUGACGGGUCACGAGACAUUCUGCACUGGAGCUGCACGCCCAUUUUCGCUCUCUUUGCUACAGCUACUUAAUCCACCUCGCGUGCACGCCUUCGUCCCGCCGUGCGUCGCCCGCCUUGCGAGGCUGAACAACAAUCAACAACAACACCAACAACAACAGCAAGUCCAGUCAUCAUGGCCAUGCCACCACAGUUCACGACGCUGGGCGUUGAACUGCGAAGAAGACCGACUUCAGCUGAGAACAAUCAUCACUACAACAACAGCAAAAACAACAAUGCAGCUGCAGCUGCUGUGCCCGCAGCACCGGCCCAGGAUCCGCCGGAAGUCCGACCUGCAAGGUCCUCGCGGAGAGUCACCAGCUACCACAACGCAUUCCAAACCUCCUGCGCAGUCUCGACUGACGAGCCUCCGCCGUAUGCGACAGCGCUACGCACACCCGCACGAGCACUGCGUGCCGUGCAUCAUGGGAAGGAGGCAUUGCCCAAGUACACGUGCACAGUGGGUAUGGAGGGGAAGCUGCUACUGAAUUUGGAGUCCACCAAUCCGCUGCAUGGCUCGUGCCAGGGCGAAUGGCGAGAGGUGUACGUGGUGGUGCGGGGAACCAUGAUCAGCUUCCAUCGCGUCACGAGCGCUGGUGGUGCGGGCAAACUGCUACGCUCAUACACUCUGCAGCACGCUGAAGUAGGAUUGGCAUCGGAUGUGGAGCAUACCAUACUGGUCCCACAGAGCCGACUUGCCCAGCUCAUUCCCUCAUCUGCCAGACGGAGAGCUUGGCAGCGGGACCCAGACCUCUAUCGACCUGUGGGCCAACACAUCUUGCGACUACGCAUCGAGACCGAUCAAAUCAUCCUGGCGGAUGCUUGCGAAGACCGCAUCUGGGAUCUGAUCAACACUCUCAGCGCCGGAAUCGACAUUUCGCAGCCCCUUGACGAGCGCAGCAUACCGAAGCAGUGCACUGUUCCUCGGCGAAGACGACGACAGCGGCCACACCAUGCCAAUGUCAAUGACCUUUCCGACGCCGCCCUGCUCGCUGAACAGGAGCGCAUUUUCCGACACAUGUACCCCGACUUUGCUGGGGCAAGCACGAGACCCGGAAACACCCGAACAGAGACGCAAACUACCAUUCCUCAGAAUCCAGAACGCGAAGAAGACGAAGUAGACAUUUCAAUGAUGCGCGAAGAAGUGGCCUCGACUGCCCACUCACAUUCCACGACACAGUCGGACGAAGUCACAUCGCGUCCUGCCAACGUGAGGCAGACGACAUCGACCACGAUCAAUUCCGUGCUCUCGGAGGACAUGAUGUACUCCACCCCGACAACCAACUUCAACGAAGAUGGGAAAUGGCAACCUCCGCACUUGCGGACGCCUGCUCAGUUACAACGCUACAUUCGCAGGUGCAUGCCAACACUCAAUGCGGAUGCUACUCGAGCGAGCGACAUCUUGAUGGUAGAUGGCAGGAGGAUGAAACUGAAUUGGCGAAUGGAGCUCCUGGAACCAUGGGAACUACAGCCACCAGCCUACAAAGCUCACAACUUUGGCACUAGCGGGACCAAUCUCGUACGUGCGAGUUCACAGCGCUCAUCGACAGCGUCCGCUGGGCAAGCUGGGCCACAGUCAUCGAGCUCAAUGGUCGGCGACUGUGAUCCGAUUAUGCCCUUGGGCAAUCCCUUGGAAGCCCUACACCUGACCAAAGUGGUCUCUGUAACCACCACGAUGGACAAGGACGGAAAUCAACGCCACCUUCCCACGAACGACGACGAAUCCAAGACUCGGCGUCCACAGCAAACCUCGCACACAGAUGCGCAUGGCGUGGUAUUCUGCUUUUGAGGGAGAGAGUGCGAGAGAGAUAUUCAACAACAUGCCAUGAGAUAUGAUGAAACGACGAAAAAGAUGCAUUUUAUGGAUGGUGAUCCAGACAUCACCUGCGUAACCAACAGCCUCGAGGAAGGAGGAAGAGGCAUAUCUCUUAUGUAUCAAAGUCUAUAUUAUGAUGUCCCACAGCACCACCGAACGAACGGUCCAUGCGGAAUAACGAUCUAGUGUAGCAGCGAAGAACGGGCAGCGAUAUUUUUUUUUAUUUUUGCUUUAAGAUACCACUUUAGUUUUUCUUUUUUUGGGAAAGGCACGUUGGCCCCCAUGCAUGUAGUGGACAUGCAAAAUUGCACAGAUUUUAC